Messenger RNA from Ciona intestinalis (vase tunicate), 1633 nucleotides. The record is from RefSeq and is a predicted model, not a curated record. NCBI's taxonomy places the organism in Eukaryota, Metazoa, Chordata, Ascidiacea, Phlebobranchia, Cionidae.
UUUACAGACUGUGUAUUCAUUUAAGUCUGCUGUGUUAAUUGUUUAAAACGGUCGACUGAAUUACCUAACAUACACUGGCCAAGACACAAUUUUGUGUUACUGCUUUUCUAUGAAUGAAAAGGACUACACAAGCUUAGAACUUCACACUCCUGCUUCUUUAUCUAUGUUCCCCAAAGCUUUUUGGGGCCUGCUUGGCGCAGCGUGGAGCUUUAUUGUCUACUUUUUCAGAAAAAAUACUCGUAAACUGAUAGCUCACCAAACUGUUCGUUAUGAGGUGAUGCCCCUUACUCCUAUUUCAAGGCUGCGUUUAGGCCAAUUAAAGAAAAAGGUUCUUGUAUUAGACCUUGAUGAGACAUUAAUCCAUUCACGACAUGACAGUGGUGGUUUAUUAAGGCCUGCUGUUAAGCCUGACACUCCACCUGACUUUGUUUUAAAGGUUGUGAUAGAGCGCCACCCAGUCAAAUUCUUUGUACACAAAAGACCUCAUGUUGACUUUUUUCUCAGUGUGGUAAGCCAGUGGUACGAACUAGUGGUUUUCACUGCUUCGAUGGAGAUAUACGGGUCCGCUGUGUGCGACCGGUUAGACAAAAAUCGCGGAACUUUUAAACGAAGAUAUUAUAGACAGCAUUGCAAAGUGGACACCGGUAGUUUUACAAAAGAUUUAUCGUUUGUUCACAAUGAUCUAUCAAGUAUUUUAAUCCUUGACAAUUCUCCUGGUGCAUAUAAAGGCUUUCCAGAGAACGCAGUUCCGAUUAAGUCCUGGUUUGCGGACCCUUUUGAUACUUCGUUGUUGAAUGUCUUACCCAUGUUAGAUGCAAUUAGGUUUUGCAAUGAUGUUCGAAAUGUGCUGCAAAGAAAUAAGAUCCAACACAUGCAAUGGUGAUGGGUUACAUAGAUGGUAUGUCUAUCACAAUUAUAUAACAGACACACUUAGUCUUAUUUAGUUAUAUUAUGGUAUCUCGUGUGUGUGUGCAACUUUCUGAUCAUGGUUUCUUCUUUUAAAAUACAAUUUUUAAUAAAAAAGUUUUGAUAAAGAACGAAAUUUUUUUUUUCAAUAAUCUAAUUCGAAAAAAAGGGAAUUUUAUUUUAGGGAGAAAAUUUAACACGAAACAACUCGUAUCCUCAUAUAAAGUGCGUGCAGACUUAGACUGUUCGUUUGUUUUCUCUGCCAUAAACUGAACAAUUGUUUUAUUUCUUUGUUUAUGCACUGCUGUCGUAGCAUGACAAUGAUCGUAUAGCCCAACACGCGAUUUUACGUUUCAUUUUAUAUUUUUAUGUUCUUCUAGAAAAAAACAAACAACCUAAAUUACGAAACAUUUCGCAAUUUCGAAGAUGGUUUACAAAAAUUUGGUUUUCUGUAAAAAAACAUUUAUUUUACCACGUUUUAUUUUAAACAGUUCUUUAGGUUGUUUAAUAUAUUUUCCGCAUGAAUACUUUUCAUUACGCCUAAUGCUGUGUAUUGUCAUUACAGCAUUCCGAAAGUUAUAUUAAAUUAAUAAAAUUGUGUUUUUAGGAAAUUUUCCCCAAAAGCGUCUUUGUUUUUACCCGUGAGUCUUAAAGCCAUUAAAAUGAGAUAUCGUACAUUUUCAUUAAACCGAACCAACGUACGAAAUAUACAUUAAAAAUAUCAAAA